ACUCUCUAACAUACAUACAUAUAGAGAGAAAGCGAUCAGCAAGAGAAAUGAAUGUCGUUGAAGGAGAGAGAUCAUCAAUAGUAGACAAAUGGGCACCGGCUAUGGCAGUUGUGGUAGCAAAUACAGUGACGGGUUCAGUAAAUGCCCUUGUGAAGAAGGCUCUUGAUGGUGGUGUUAACCAUAUGGUCAUUGGUGCUUAUCGUCUGGCUAUUUCUGCUUUCAUUUUGGCUCCUCUCGCUUAUUUCUUGGAAAGGAAAACAAGACCGAAGAUAACGUUAAGGCUAUUGAUCGAUCAUUUCAUCAGCGGUUUGAUUGGGGCGAGUUUGGUACAAUUUUUCUUUAUGCUUGGUCUGUCGUACACGUCAGCAACUGUUUCGGGUGCUUUUCUGAGCAUGAUGCCUGCAAUUACCUUCGCUUUGUCCCUUAUUUUAAGAAUGGAAAGUGUAAGAGAUCUAAAGAGCGAAACAGGAAUGCUAAAAGUGAUGGGAACAUUGAUAUGCGUCGGUGGAGCGUUGUUAUUAACAUUUUACAAAGGUCCUCAGAUAUCACACUUUCACUCUCACCCAGAGGCUCUUCAGGACAACAACAACCAUCAAAGCAACACAAAUAAUUGGCUUCUUGGAUGUCUCUAUGCUGCUAUAGGAGCCUCGUUUUUUUCUAUGUGGAUGCUUUUCCAAGGGACUUUAAACAUUAAGUACCCUUGCAAAUACACGAGCAUUUGUCUCAUGUCCGUGUUCGGCUCAUUCCAAUGUGCUCUCUUGAGUCUCUACAAAAGGAGAACUGUCAAUGAUUGGGUCAUUGAUGAUAGAUUCGUUAUUUUCGUCAUUGCAUACGCGGGAAUAGUGGGGCAAGCGAUGUCGACAGUAGCAACAACAUGGUCGAUUAAGAAACUGGGAGCCGUUUUCGCAUCAACGUUUAGUCCCAUUAUGCUCAUCUCAGCUACUCUAUUCGAUUUCCUCAUCUUACACACUCCUUUGUGCCUCGGCAGUAUAAUUGGAUCCGUGGUGGUAGUAACGGGUCUCUACGUGUACUUGUGGGGUAAGAACAAAGAAAUGAAAGCAGCAGCAACAAUGUGUCCUCCGAUCCAAAACGAAGAUAAAUACAAUACUAAUGAUAAUAACACGAACAAUAACGGCUCUAGGUUAUCCGUUUAAUAUGGUUUGAAUGAAGAGGAUUUGAGAUAUAAUAAAGUACCUCCGUUUACUCUCUUUAUACUAUGUUUGUAUUGUUUCAGAUUAAUGUGACAAAAUUGUAUUAUAAAUUUAUACGCUAUGAGCAUCUCAAUAGUUCUAAAUUUUGUCCAAUGCAAAUUAUUAAUUUUG
Molecule: messenger RNA, 1322 nt
Organism: Brassica oleracea var. oleracea
Lineage: Eukaryota; Viridiplantae; Streptophyta; Magnoliopsida; Brassicales; Brassicaceae
Product: WAT1-related protein At1g11460-like
Exons: 6
Coding region: 48-1154 (368 amino acids)
Cellular component (GO): plasma membrane
Molecular function (GO): transmembrane transporter activity
Source: RefSeq, a predicted model, not a curated record